This is a messenger RNA of Haemonchus placei, 939 nucleotides long. The record is from the annotation of a GenBank genome assembly. NCBI's taxonomy places the organism in Eukaryota, Metazoa, Nematoda, Chromadorea, Rhabditida, Trichostrongylidae.
AUGGCAAGCUUAACAGCAGAAAUCAUUGAUUUUGCUCCUCUUUUCGGUGCUUUAUCGACAACUCAUUCAGAUUACAAGUUCUAUCAGCAUGUCAGACGGACAAGCUGCCGAGUUAGAGCGGACGACGAAUAUUCGUUUCCUACUUUGGGGCGAGAAGCUGAAAGCUCUCUAUCAUUGUGCGGAGAGCGAUUCCACAGCUGCGACUUACUACAGCUGGAAACACCAUUCAUGAAGCCUCCCUCAAUAAUGUGGUGCCUUUUCAUGCUUUUCAAAUGGGAUAUUGUUACAGCAAUGUUUACAAAGGCCCUUUCAGAUCUCCUUCAGUUCUCCAACCCCCUGCUGCUGAGGACUCUGAUUCGAUUUACGGAAGAUUCCCCGAAACCUUUGUGGGAAGGAAUUUUUACUUCUCUUGCCAUGUUCGGUACGAGCGAACUCUCGUCUUUAAUGCAAUCUCAUUAUUACUAUCUUAUGUAUAGAGUUGGAACCAGGGUACAAACAUGCCUUACUGGUGCAAUAUACAGAAAAACCCUCCGUUUAUCCAGCUCUGCUCGUCGUAGUAAGACUGUAGGCGAAAUCGUCAACCUCAUGUCUAUAGAUGUAGACCGCUUCCAGCAAAUUUCUCCUCAAACAAUGCAGUAUUGGAGUAAUCCUUUACAAAUAGGGCUUGCACUGUUUCUUCUAUGGCAUCAACUUGGUGUUUCUGUGUUAAGCGGAGUUGCAGCUAUGAUAAUACUAUUCCCUCUUAAUUUCCUCAUCACUAUGCUUAUCAGAAACUGUCAAGUGCACCAAAUGCACUACAAAGAUGAGCGAACGAAGAUAGUGAACGAGGUGCUAAACGGAAUGAAGGUAUGUAGAUCUGAUCAGCUUAUGCGACACUUAUCAAAGCUGUCCUUGCACCUUUUAAUUAUACCGACGCUAUUGUACGUUCCUCCAGAGUGA